UUACAUCAACUUCUGAAUUUUUAAUCCAUUAGCGGUAGAACCUCCUUAAUGGAUUGAGAGUUUUGUUCAUGUGAUGCGUGGGACUCAUUGUCACUGGGUCCCGUUAGCGGUUGCUUAAAAAAGUCCGUAUCGGUAGAUUGAUCAAUUUUACUGCAGUCUACCUCUAAACGGCCUCGGACUUUCAUUUGGGUACUCUUUAUGGCUCGUUGUCACUGGGUCGCGAACCUAGCUUUUUUAUUAUAAAAAUAGGUACCAAGUAAUGUUGUAAUUUUAAAUCUACAUCUCACUGUAUUUUACCCCUGUUACAAAUACGUAUGAAUCAACGGGCACGCAUGAAUUGCAUGCGUCUUCAUACAUAUCGGGAUAUUGCAUCGCAGACGCGCGUUAAUCAUACAUUCGCGUACGCAACUUUUUAAAAUGAAUUUAUUGUUGUUUAAUGUGCUCAGCCAAUUUUUAGAAAAAAUAGACGCGGAAAGAAUAAAAACAUUUGUUAUGAAAGAAACGGAACAACCUCAGACAGAAAUGACAAGCCAGAUAGCUGCGUUUACAGGUCCAGUGAGGCAGAAUGAAAUACCGGAAGAAGCUAACCCGGUAAAAAUCGAUGAUCAUGAUUAUCGAAAUAAAGAUGUAAUAGAGAGAAAUGGGUUUAAUUAUAUUUGUGGAUACUUGAUAUCAAAGUGUCGAAAAAAACAUUCUUGUGAAGUAUGUGAGGUAUUUGCUAACGAUAAAGAAAACUUAGAUCCUGACAAUUUGUACACAUCAUUUAGAACUUACAAACCUACAGAGGACAACGAAUACGGUGGUCUGUGUCUCCCAAAUAGUGCGUUCAUGGCGUACAUUUCCAAACUAUAUGAUAUCUUUUUCAAUUAUUUAAAUGAGCAUAUGUUGGAUAGUAAUCUAUUACAGACAAUUAUUGUAAUGUUAAAAAGUGUUCCAUGCCCACAACCAUGCACCAAUUUCCCAUUAAGCUAUUUACUAGCACUGUGCGCCAGAGUGCGAUUAUAUUUUACAUUAAAAUUUGUAAAUAGAUCAUUUAAGACUCAAGAAACGGACAAAAAAAUUAUCAUUCUUCAGCAUAGAUGA
Molecule: messenger RNA, 1083 nt
Organism: Ceratina calcarata
Lineage: Eukaryota; Metazoa; Arthropoda; Insecta; Hymenoptera; Apidae
Exons: 1
Coding region: 418-1083 (221 amino acids)
Source: RefSeq, a predicted model, not a curated record